Molecule: messenger RNA, 561 nt
Organism: Exophiala spinifera
Lineage: Eukaryota; Fungi; Ascomycota; Eurotiomycetes; Chaetothyriales; Herpotrichiellaceae
Exons: 2
Coding region: 1-561 (186 amino acids)
Biological process (GO): endosome organization
Cellular component (GO): BLOC-1 complex
Source: RefSeq, a predicted model, not a curated record
AUGUCCGCGCCUCCUUCGGUAUCUGACUCGGCUUUGGGUUUAACUCAGUCUGAACUCGUUCUCCUCCGCCAUCACUAUCAGGUCGUCACCCAGCGACACCCUCCGCGCGGCGCAAUGGCCGACCGAGGCCGAGGCACAAGCAGACAGUCUCAACCCAGUUCUCGCGCAGCCAGUGCGGCGAGUAGUCAAAGUGCCCCUGGGAGGAUUGUUCUGGAUUCCGACACUCUCCAGAACCUAUACCUGCACCUUGAAAAUGUGAUGAGCGCUAUCCAACGCCGCAUCGAUCAACUCGAGGAAGCCACUGCACAAUCUGUUGCAGCUUCGAGAGAUCGAUCAAAUGCUCUCUUCUAUAACACAAAUUCUAAUAUCUCACGAGUACACAAAAUAAUAGCCGAGAUCGAUCGUUGCGAAGCCGAAUUUGAGAAGGCCAAGCGAGUCCGGGAUAGAGUCAAACAGUUGAGAAAUGAAGUCGACGAAAUGGAUGCUCGACUGGAUCGCACCCUGGAUCGCAGCAGCCGCCCUACCAGCUAUGUCACGGCUGGAACUCGUCCUCGUCGCUAA